AUGGUUAAUACGCGAAGUAGUCAUCCAAAUCAUCAUGAUGAUUCGACAUUGACAAACGGAUCCGGUAGUAGUAAAUUGUACAAUAAUGAUCGACGAGCAAGAACUCAUGUAAAGAAAUUGGUUGCAUCAGAUCAAGAAUCUUCAAAUGAUUCAUUUGGAAAUUCGAAAGCACAAUCUCGUUCAUAUUCUCAUUCACAUCGUGUUUUACGUCAACGAGUAAAGCGGCAAGCCUAUCAUACUGAUCAUUAUUUCGACGACGAUUUAGGUUUAUCGAUGUACGAUCGUGUGAAAAGACGACGAAAAGCUGAUCAUCGAAGUUCAAUAACAUCUGAUGAAGAUUUGGAUCGAGAUGACGAUGAAGAGCAAGAGCAAGAAGAUGAAGUUCAAGAACAAGAUGAUGAUGAAAAUAAAGAGCCAGCCCUUUCACGAAAAAGUCGAUAUAAAGAAAGUGAAAAUAAUAGUGCCGCAACAUUGGGACAAUCGGAACUUGAAGCAGAUGUUACUAAAACCGGAGAUGAAGAUGAGUCAGAAGAAGAAAAUGAACAACAAGAUGGACCUCGAAAAUAUUCAUUGAGACAAAGAAAACCGCCACCACAACAUUAUGCGUACAUUUACGACAAACCAAGACGAAAAAUACAAAAAACUAUAUUUUUUCGCGAUCAACAACAACCUUCAAAAUCUAAGUCUCAAAUUAUGUCAAGAAGAUUGUCAAGACGGAGAAGACGUGUUUCUGCUCAUGGUAGCUCAUCUGAUGAUAGUAGUUCUACGACUGAUAGUGAAACAGGACCAAUCACUGCUGGUGAUUUGACAUGUCGUCCUGAACAACGAAUGCGAAAGGCCAAAAGUACAGCUAUCAAUCGAAUGAAAUGUUUACCAACAAAUAUUGAUCUACUUAGUGUUUUAACAUCAUCAACAAAAAACCGCAACAUAGGUGGUACUGGUAACAAUAUUGGCGAUAGACACGCUUCUCGAACAGGCGGUGCAUCAUUGGCGGAUGUUGAAGCAAUGGAAAUAGAUCGAUCAAUUACAUUUGAUGAUAUUGGAGGACUUGAUCACGUGAUACGAUCAUUAAAAGAAAUGAUUGUUUUACCAUUAAUGUAUCCAGAAUUAUUUCAACAUUAUAAAAUUAGACCGCCACGUGGUGUUUUGUUUUACGGUCCUCCUGGGACUGGUAAAACGCUUGUUGCUCGAGCGCUGGUAAAUGAAUGUUCUGGUCCAAAUCGUCGUAUUGCAUUUUUUAUGCGAAAAGGAGCCGAUUGUCUAUGCAAAUGGGUUGGAGAAUCAGAAAGACAAUUACGUGUAUUAUUUGAUCAAGCAUAUCAAAUGCGUCCAUCAAUUAUAUUUUUUGAUGAAAUUGAUGGUCUAGCACCAGUACGUUCGGCCAGACAAGAUCAAAUUCAUGCAUCAAUUGUGUCCACACUGUUAGCAUUAAUGGAUGGUUUAGACAGUCGUGGCGAAAUUGUUGUCAUUGGAGCAACAAAUCGUUUAGAUGCAAUUGAUCCAGCAUUAAGACGUCCUGGACGAUUUGAUCGUGAAUUUCGGUUUUCCCUACCAACUUACGAAGCUAGAAAGCAUAUAUUGAAAAUACACACAAAAGAUUGGGAAUCAAAGCCACAUGAAAAUUUUAUUAAUGAAAUAGCUAAUCGAACAGCGAGUUAUUGUGGUGCAGAUUUAAAAGGUUUAUGUCAAGAAGCGUUUCUGUCAGCACUCCGUCGGCGUUAUCCACAAAUCUAUGAUUCAAGACAAAAAUUAAAAGUGAAUCCACGUUCAUUAAAUUUAUCACGUGGUGACUUUUAUUCAGCACUACAUCAAAUUGUUCCAGCAUGUAAUCGAAGUAAUAUGCAUCCAGUUGGGCGUUCAUUAGACAUUCAUCUGAUUCCACUGUUGAGUGAACAAUUAGAUUCGUGUAUGAAAUUGUUAGAAGAUAUAUUUUUCAAACGUAGUACCAAUGCUAAUAGUGGAAAAUUAAGCAACAAAAUACCAUUCGAAAGUAUUACAGAAGAUCGAAUAAAUAAUCCUUCGACAUCGUCUUCUCUACCAGUAUCAACGUUAUCUUCAACAAUGGGCUUCCAUUCAGCAUCGUAUGCAGCCAGUUUACAUCGAAGUGCUACUUUUACAAUUUUAAGCGCUCCAUCUAAUGGUUUAUGCCGUUUUUUUACACCAGCAGUUGUACAACAAUUGGAUUGUGCGUUUUAUGUGUUUGAAUUAGGCUAUUUGCAUGGACAGAAUAGUAGAACACCUGAAGAAGCCUGCGCACAAUUAUUUGCUGAAGCAAGACGUAGUUCACCAGCUGUUAUUUACGUGCCUGAUAUCGAAAACCUUUGGCCAAAACUGUCAGAUUCUGUUCAAUACAUGUUUAUUAGCAAUGUUCGUACAUUACCGUCAAAUUUACCUAUACUUGUUUUAAUGUCAGCCGAAACAUUUUCGAUUGACGAUCUUGAUAAAGAUCUUCAACAAUUGAUAUCACCAAAAUCAACGUUUUCUCUUUCACUACCAAGUGAAAAUGAUCGUCGUGCAUUUUUCGCUCCGUUAUUUUGUGAAGAUAUGUAUCUUAUACAAACGACAAAUUUUUUACCACAAGAUCAAUCGUAUGAGGAACUGGAAUUGGAAGAACCAACUCAACCAUUAAUACCGGAUGAGCGUGAAUUACAACGGAUAAGACAGCGUGAAGAAGCAACAAUGUGCGAAUUGAGAGUAUUUCUUCGUGACAUCCUGAAAUUAUUAGCUCGUGAUAAAAAGUUUACAUAUUUUUCUCGUCCAGUUGAUCCUGAAUUGGUUCCAGAUUAUUUUGAUAUUGUUAAAGAGCCAAUGGAUUUUACAACAUUGUAUGAAAAAAUUGAUACACAUGGGUAUACAAAUGUUAAACAAUUUGAACAAGAUAUUGAUCUGAUUGUAACAAAUGCUUUACUGUACAAUCCGAAUAAUACAAAUCAAGGUCGAAUGAUUCGUCAUCGUGCUUGUGAAUUAAGAGAUUAUUGUCAAUAUUAUAUUAAUGCAGAAUUGGAUCUUGAUUUUGAAGCACUUUGUCAACAAAUAACAGAAUCGAGAAAACAGCGAGGCGACGAUCCACGAGCAUCAUUGCCCGAUUAUGUAUUUACAGAGCCUGUAGAUCGUCAUACAGAAGAUAAUACUCAUGAUCAUUCAUCAAAUCAUUCAAAACUUAUGGAUUCGACAUCACCAGCAACAAUAAUGAAAACAUCAUCAAUGAAGGAUGGACGUGACGAUUUAAUGGAUUCGACAUCUGCACAUAUUUCAUCAUCUUCAUCUCCAUCCAAAACAACACCCUUCAUUAUAAGCAUACCCAAUAUUAAGAUAAAUGGUCCGACACCAUUUUUGUUCUCAACUACUGAAACAAACAGCACAAAAUCAGAUCAUUUGAGAGUAGAAAGUUCAUCAACAGCAUUUAUCGAUUUACAAUUAUCAAAUAAUACAAGUUUAACAUAUAAACCCGUUGUAUCAUUGCGUACAAAUAAGAAACGGCGCAGUGGUGAUAAUCGUCGUUCAAAAAUGAAAAAACAAAAGAACGAAGAGAAACAACAUAAUACAGAAACGGUUUUACCUGUUGAAGACGCUGCUAAUUCAUCAGGGAUACAAGAAGAUUCUUCUUCCAAUAAUUUAGAGCAACUGCGGUCAUCCUCUUCUAUGUCGCUUGGUAUCGAUAAUUCUGUUGUUAAUGGUCACCAUUCAUCGCAAUCAUCGUCAUCCUCUCCAAUUGAACCACCACUUCAACAAUUGCCUAGUACAAGAUCGAAACGAUCCAUAUCUAUAUCGCCAUCAAAACUGAAUGCUGUGAAAUUAAAUGAAACGGCUGACGAGCAUAGUAAAACAAAACGUCGACGCACUGAAUCAAAUACCCGUCCACUCAUCUCCAUCACGACGAAUCAUCAUGUUGAAUUGAAUUCAAUUGACAGUGACAUUGAAAUACGAAAAAUACUGCAUGAACCUCUAUCGCUUAAUUUAAAUUAUUUAGUUUCACAUACGAAUGGUUUUGGUAUUGAAAGAUUGAGUUCAAUCUGGUUUGAUGUAUAUGAUUAUAUUGAAUCAUUUCGAUCUCAGUUACCAUUGAAUCAGAAUAAAAAGGAUUUUACUCUUCACAUGUUUGAGAAACUAGCUCAUAUAAUUGAAGAAUUAUGUUUAAAUGCUCAAUAA
Molecule: messenger RNA, 4149 nt
Organism: Didymodactylos carnosus
Lineage: Eukaryota; Metazoa; Rotifera; Eurotatoria; Philodinida; Philodinidae
Source: the annotation of a GenBank genome assembly